AUGGCGAUGCGCCUUCGCUCGACGACGACGACGACGACGCGGGCGAGCGCGGCGACGCGAGGGACACGGGCGAGGCACGGCGGAGGGUGUGUGCGCACGCGCGGGAACGUCGUCGUUCGGGGACGAGAACGCGACGACGGGGAGGAGAACGUGAUGACGAAGAUGGAAAAGCUCGCGGAAUCGAUCGGGGUGUCGCUCGGACCGAUCGGGAUGACGCUGCAGCAGGGAGAAAAGAAAUCGGAGAAGAAGACGCGAGAGCGAGACGGCGAAGAGAGCAGAAACGCGAUGAGCAAGGUGGAGAAGCUCGCGGAAUCCAUCGGGGUCUCACUCGGCCCUAUCGGGAUGACGCUGCAGCAAGGAGCGGCGAGCAAGGCGACGAAGUCGAGCGGCAAGAAGGAUGACGACGACGAGGAGGAAGAGAGCGAGCGACCGAAGAGCAUCGCAAAUAUGUCCACAGCGGAAUGGAGAGAAAGAUUUGUCAAAAAGGAUGGCACGGUGGAUCUGUGGCUCGAAGACGAGUACAACAUUGCGUCGCGCAAAGCUGGGGCGGUUGAGGCGGACUCACUCGUGAACAUAGAAAACUAUGCGUGGAAUGGUAUGAAGACUGUGGACGUCAACGCGCCGGUUCGCAAUGUGAAAGUAACAGAUCACGAGAGCGGUGAGCUCCUCGAGUUAGACGUUCCGGAGGGUAGAUACAUCUUGUUCGAGGCGGAACAGCAAGGUUGGGUGCUUCCGAACGCGUGUCGCAUGGGUGGGUGCACGAAGUGCGCAGUGAAGAUUAGCAAAGGCUCUGUGGAGCAACCUGAAUCUUUGGGCCUGUCCAAGGAACUCAGAGAUCAAGGCUACGCAUUACUGUGCGUCGCCAGCGCGACAUCUGAUGUCGAGUGCGUGACGCAAGACGAAGAAGAAGUGUACAUGAUGCAAUUCGGUAAAUCGUUCGCGGAAAUGGCCUUGGAUAAGAACUCAAACAGCGUGGUUCGCGAUGACUACGCCUUUGAAAUCGCUGACAUGGAUGAAUGA
This is a messenger RNA of Ostreococcus tauri, 1020 nucleotides long. RefSeq names its product 2Fe-2S ferredoxin-type domain. NCBI's taxonomy places the organism in Eukaryota, Viridiplantae, Chlorophyta, Mamiellophyceae, Mamiellales, Bathycoccaceae. Gene Ontology annotation, molecular function: iron-sulfur cluster binding. The transcript has a single exon. The coding region runs from base 1 to 1020 and encodes 339 amino acids. The record is from RefSeq and is a predicted model, not a curated record.